AUGACUAAGAAUGUUUGUUUUUUUGCAGCUUUUGUCCCAUUACGUGGAAGUUCCAUUGAUAUUCAUCCAAAUGCUCGAUGGCAACAGAAUGGUCUCACUGUCGCUGGAGGAAAUGGAUAUGGCAAUGGAAUCAAUCAACUCUACAUCCCAUGGGGUUUAUAUGUGGAUGAUGGUCAAACAAUUUAUGUUGCUGAUCAAAACAAUAAUCGUAUUAUGGAAUGGAAAAGGGAUGCGACGAAUGGCCAAGUGGUUGCAGGUGGAAAUGGACAAGGAAAUGGAGCUCAUCAAUUGUCUGUUCCAUUCGAUGUGAUUGUCGACAAAGAGACUGAUAGUCUCAUCAUCUGCGAUCGUGGGAAUAGAAGAGUAGUUCGAUGGCCUCGUCGAAAUGGGACAAGUGGAGAAACAAUCAUCUCCAACAUCGAUUGUCGAGGUUUAACAAUGGAUGAAAAUGGAUUUCUCUAUGUGGUUGACUAUGUAAAACAUGAAGUGAGACGAUAUCGAAGAGGAGAAUCUCAAGGAACAGUGAUUGCAGGUGGCAAUGGAUUUGGAGAUCGUCUCGAUCAACUCCAUCACCCACACUACGUAUUCGUCGAUCGAAAUAAUUCAGUAUAUGUAUCUGAACAUGGAAAUGGUCGUGUGAUGAAAUGGGUGGAAGGUGCAAAACAAGGCAUUGUCGUGGCUGGUGUUCAAGGAUAUGGAAAUGGUCUUACACAAUUGUCAAUUCCUCAAGGAGUCAUUGUCGAUCAAUUGGGCACUGUCUACGUGGCUGAUGGAGGGAAUGAUCGAAUCAUGCGUUGGACGAAAGGAGCUACACAAGGAAGUGUUAUUAUUGGUGGAAAUGGAAAAGGAGGACAAUCAAAUCAACUCAAUUAUCCCUUCGGUUUGUCAUUCGAUCGACACGGCAAUCUCUAUGUCGUCGAUAACG
Rotaria sp. Silwood1 is the source of this 925-nucleotide messenger RNA. The record is from the annotation of a GenBank genome assembly. NCBI's taxonomy places the organism in Eukaryota, Metazoa, Rotifera, Eurotatoria, Philodinida, Philodinidae.